Malus domestica (apple) is the source of this 1519-nucleotide messenger RNA. Lineage: Eukaryota; Viridiplantae; Streptophyta; Magnoliopsida; Rosales; Rosaceae. The record is from RefSeq and is a predicted model, not a curated record.
AUUUGGUGAAUCCCGAUUCACAACAACAGAAAUAAAAUGAAAUAAAAAAGAAGAUAACGCAAUUUGAGGAGUCGGAGUCGUCCUAGUCUUCCUAGUCGUCGUCAGACGCCAACUUUGUCCAUCUGCAACUCUCUCCGUCUCCGAGUGUGUGUUUGUGUGAAAUCAUGAUCUUUGUUGAUGGGCAUCUCUCUUCCACAGACUCUUCUGCAUCGCCUCAGGGACGGGAUAUUCUGGUUGCUCUAUUGGAACACCCUGCUUUGGUAGAAGCCUCAGCUUCGUUCAAGGCUAUCCCGGAGAGGAGGUUCUCUGUACGUGAAGAGUCAGUUAUGGAGGCAACGCCACCCGGUAAAUGGGUUUAUUUGUUCCAGAGAGAAUAUGCAACUGUUGAUCCGGCAUUUGUGGAUUUUGUUGGAACUGAUGAAGCAACGACCUGUAUCGGUGUGGCCAUUCGGAAUCCGAGAAAUGGAAUGACCUCGGUUGCUCAUAUGGAUUCUCCAAACAUUGUGGAUAUGGGUCUGUCCCAGAUGUUGUCACUCCUCGUUGACCAUAACAAGGACAUGGAGUUAGAUGUGCAUCUAGUCGGUGGAUUUGAAGAUGUUUCAACUAAUCAUGGUAACUACAACACUACAUCAGAAAGUCAGGAAAACAUGGAUGGUUAUUCCUUUCCUUUAGGUGCCAAAAUUGUUGAAACUUUAUGGAAGAGACCGGAGAAAUUCCAUAUACGUACUCUCUGCAUUCUUGGGCAUAACACUAGAAGGGAUCCCGAGGGAAACGCGUACCCAAACUUCAAUGGGUUCAUGGUAGGAACUUCCAACGGAUCUAUUACCCCAGCUAUCUUUGACAAAACCUCAAGAUGUCCUGAUGAAGUUGUCAGGAGAAUUCGAGUUUCUGUAUCAUACAAGGACCCUAGUUGGAAGGGAAAGUUACUGGAAACAUAUGAUACUCAAACUGAUCGAUUCAAGAUAGCUCCAUGUUGCUGGACACUGCAGCAGUUACACUUUGCUUUAUCAUUACAACGUUAUUCUGAUUCAGAAAUCCUCAUCAUGUGUUCUACUUCACCUUCUGCUGAGAACCCAGAUUUUGUGGCGAAUAUGAGAAGGUACGCACAAUCAAAGGCAUUGGGACUACCUAAUCAAACACCCAGAUUGGAGAGAAACCUUUCCUAUGAAGCAGCCACGCAUAUUUGAGAGGACUGCCGAAGGAGGCUGGAGAAAGCCACAAGGUGCUGAUACAUUAAUCAGUAGGAGUUUCUAGUUAUUUUGCAACCUUCCCAUGUCUCUAAUUCGUAAGUCCCCCAUUUAUUGGCAAACCAACUCAAUCAUUAUAGAUGACCAUGCAGCAAAUUGGAACUAUCAUGUUCUCAGCCUUUAAAAGAAGGGUGUAAGUUGGUAACUCGUCGCAGUGUUAGCUGUUUUUGUUGGCGAUUGCUUGUUGAUAACUGAAUACUUAUGUGGCAACUGAAGGAUCUGGUUGAUAACUAUAUUGUUUUUCGUUUUUAAUUUUCACUUUUUGCGCUUGA